Molecule: messenger RNA, 2055 nt
Organism: Tachysurus vachellii
Lineage: Eukaryota; Metazoa; Chordata; Actinopteri; Siluriformes; Bagridae
Gene: acat2
Product: acetyl-CoA acetyltransferase 2
Exons: 9
Coding region: 125-1306 (393 amino acids)
Biological process (GO): fatty acid beta-oxidation
Molecular function (GO): acetyl-CoA C-acetyltransferase activity
Source: RefSeq, a predicted model, not a curated record
UUUUCCCUCUUAUCUGCGACCGUAAAAAUCAAUGAAGCUUCAUGCUAACUAGGAUCUUCACUGGUCUCUGUGGGCAGGGAAUUCAAUUCAUUUCCAGAUUCUUGUCAGCACCCAGCAGACUGAGAUGAACACUGUAGUGAUCGUGUCUGCUGCCAGGACGCCAAUAGGAUCCUUUAAUGGGGCACUGAGCAGUGUAACAUCAUCUGAUUUGGCUACAGUAGUCAUUAAGGAUGUCCUGAAGAGGGCUGAUAUAAAGCCAGAUGAGGUAUCUGAGGUUAUCAUGGGACAUGUUCUCACUGCAGGCAGUGGACAGAACCCUACACGGCAGGCUAGUGUUGCGGCAGGAAUCCCAUACCCUGUGCCUGCGUGGAGCUGUCAGAUGGUUUGUGGAUCUGGUCUAAAAGCUGUGUGUCUUGGAGCUCAGUCCAUCAUAAUGGGAGAGUCCAUAGUUGUGGUUGCAGGGGGCAUGGAGAGCAUGAGCCAGGCACCUCACACAGUGCAAAUGAGGUCAGGAUUAAAGAUGGGAGAUGCGACAUUGCAGGACUCUAUAGUGGCAGAUGGACUCACAGAUGCAUUUCACAAAUGCCAUAUGGGUAUCACAGCGGAGAACGUGGCUAAGCAGUGGGGUGUGACCCGAGAAGCUCAGGAUCAGUAUGCUGUCACCUCACAGAGCAGGACCGAGGCAGCCCAGAAGGCUGGUUUCUUUAACCAGGAGAUUGUUCCAGUUAUUGUUCCUUCAAGAAAAGGUCCAGUAGAAGUUAAAGUUGAUGAAUUUCCUCGCCAUGGGAGCAAUAUGGAUGUCAUGUCCAAGUUGAAGCCCUGUUUUCUGAAGGACGGAUCUGGCACAGUCACGGCUGGCAAUGCAUCAGGUAUAAACGAUGGGGCUGCAGCGGCCGUGCUCAUGAGCCAAUCAGAGGCUCAGAGGCGUGGUCUGCAACCAAUGGCACGGAUUGUCUCUUGGGCCCAGACUGGCCUUGAUCCAUCUGUCAUGGGCACAGGGCCAAUAUUAGCCAUUAGAAAAGCAACAGAGAAGGCUGGCUGGCAGCUGUCUGAGGUGGAUCUGUAUGAAAUCAAUGAGGCCUUCGCUGCUCAGUGUCUUGCAGUGGUUCAGGAACUUGGCCUGAAUCCCGACAAGGUGAACGUCUGUGGUGGAGCGAUCUCUCUGGGUCAUCCUCUGGGUAUGUCUGGCUGCAGGGUGCUGGUGACCCUCCUACAUGCACUUCAGAGGACUGGUGGAAGGAAAGGUGUUGCUGCACUGUGUAUCGGAGGAGGAAUGGGAAUUGCUAUGUGUGUAGAUAGAAUUUAAGACCACCUCACACACAUGUUGACCAGCUGCUGUUCUAGAAAACUAGACCAGGUCUUACACACGUACAUUAAUUUGUUGAAAUUGUUUUAAAUUAUAUUACGAAAAUGUUAUAUUUUUAUCAUUUAGCCAUCUUAUGCAACCAGGGAAUGGGUUUCUCUGAAGAAUUAAUUAACAAACACUAUCUCUUUUUUAAAAAAACUCUGUCCUUCUCUGACGUUUAUAUAGUUUACAACGCUUGGGGUAAAAUGGCAGAUGCUGUGAGGUUAAGAUAUCUUAAGCUAUAAACCGAAAAACUAAAGUUAAAAUUAUACAAGCACUGUUAUCUUAGUAAAGAAAACUACUUAAAAAUGUAUUGAAUGUAGAUGCAAAUAACAACUCUCAGUUUAAAUAUCAAGCUAUGAAGCUAAAAGAAAUGAAAGCUUCUAAUUUCAAACAUUCCUUUUAGAUCCUACAGCUUUAUUUUUUAUCUGGCUUAGAGUCUCACUGUAUGUCUCAAGUCAGAUUUUUAAUUGUAUUAAUAGUUACUAGUUAUAUGAAUCAAUUAAUAAAUGUAUUCUACCUUAGACUUGCCUUAGCCUACAUAUUACAUUGUGCCAUAAGGCUGAAUGAGCCUCAGUCCUGUGCUUCCUGUCAGCAGCCUGAUGAAUCCUGUAUAUGAAAUACUCUAUAUGCUGGAUUGAAGCCUUAAGGGAAAACAUGUUUACAUAUUAAACUCGGUGAAUAAUAAUAAAAAAAAAUCUUACACUUUG